GGAGUCCUUCCGCGGAGGUCAGACUUUUGGCAAGUGAGGAAACCAAACGGUAGAAAACUGACGAUGAUCAGUUGUACUCAGCGAUUUAUAAAGCGAGCGUUUCUGGGGGGUCUAGCAACGUGCAAGGAGAAGGCAAGGACAAGAGCAAUGAGUGCGCAACCAGAAGACUGGAGUAAGGCCACAUCUGUUUAUCAGUUUACAAUCACGGACAUAGAUGGCAAAGAGGUGAAUCUAGAAGAAUACAAGGGACUUGUCUGCAUUUUUGUAAAUGUGGCCUCCAAAUGAGGAAAGACUUCUGUAAACUACACUCAGCUUGUUGAACUGGAUAGUAAAUAUGCUGAGAAAGGUUUACGGAUUUUGGCUUUCCCCUGCAAUCAGUUUGGUAAGCAGGAACCUGGAGAUGAGAAACAAAUAAAAGCAUUUGCAAAUACAUACAAUGUAAAGUUUGGCAUGUCCAACAAAAUUGAUGUCAAUGGGGAUAACGCCCACCCUUUGUGGAAAUGGAUGAAGGAGCAGCCAAAAGGGAAAGGACUCCUUGGAAAUGCCAUUAAGUGGAACUUCACAAAGUUUUUGAUUGACCGUGAAGGUCAAGUUGUCAAGAGAUAUUCCCCCAUGGAUGACCCUGUGUGCAGUGAGGGUCAAAAGAGACCAGCAGGCCAGGCAACAAGAGCAUUGGCAGAGACACAAAACCAAGUGAUUGAAAAGGAUCUCCUGAAGUACCUAUAAUUGACCAAUACAAGCAGCUCGUGGAAAUGUAACUCAAUCUACUGAAUUUAUAUCAGCUUUUCGGUCCAGCUAAUGAUGGUCUGCUCUUAAACCACCUGAUGUGGAAAAGUGGAUCUGAUAAAUGUGACUUGCAUACCUGGUGGAAAUUCUGAUGUAUAUAUCAAAAUUGAGUUUCUCGGCAAUAAUGUGUUUCAAUAACUUGUCUGUAAUAAUUAAUACUAAAUAGUAACUUUAGACUGUUUUGUUGACUUUCUUGUUUUAUGGCAAUUAAAAACAUUAUCACACUA
This is a messenger RNA of Hemiscyllium ocellatum (epaulette shark), 1013 nucleotides long. Its product is annotated as phospholipid hydroperoxide glutathione peroxidase-like. Gene Ontology annotation, molecular function: glutathione peroxidase activity. Gene Ontology annotation, biological process: response to oxidative stress. The transcript is spliced from 9 exons. NCBI's taxonomy places the organism in Eukaryota, Metazoa, Chordata, Chondrichthyes, Orectolobiformes, Hemiscylliidae. The record is from RefSeq and is a predicted model, not a curated record.